CCCUCCCCAGUGUCGCGAGUUGGCGCCGCUGCCGCCCCCAGCUCCGCGCUCGCGGCCCUUCGGCCGGGCGGUACCGAGCCCUCUCGGCGCUCCCCUCCUGCCCUCCCUCCGACCUGCCCUUCCCCGCGGAACUGCUACCCCCACCUUUCCCCCCGUCCCCUUCCUCUCCCCGCCAAGUCGCGGCGGCAGCAGCAGCAGCAGCAGCAGCAGGAGGAGGAGCCGGAGCCGGGAGGCGGCGGUGGCCGGGGAGCCCAUGGCGUACAGUCAAGGAGGCGGCAAGAAGAAAGUCUGCUACUACUACGACGGUGAUAUUGGAAAUUACUAUUAUGGACAGGGUCAUCCCAUGAAACCUCAUAGAAUCCGCAUGACCCAUAACUUGCUGUUAAAUUAUGGCUUAUACAGAAAAAUGGAAAUAUAUAGGCCCCAUAAAGCCACUGCUGAAGAAAUGACAAAAUACCACAGUGAUGAGUAUAUCAAAUUUCUUCGGUCAAUAAGACCAGAUAACAUGUCUGAGUAUAGUAAGCAGAUGCAGAGAUUUAAUGUUGGAGAAGAUUGUCCAGUGUUUGAUGGACUCUUUGAGUUUUGUCAGCUCUCAACUGGUGGCUCAGUUGCUGGGGCUGUUAAGUUAAACCGACAACAAACUGAUAUGGCUGUUAACUGGGCUGGAGGAUUACAUCAUGCCAAGAAAUCAGAAGCAUCAGGAUUCUGUUAUGUUAAUGACAUUGUACUUGCCAUCCUUGAAUUACUAAAAUACCAUCAGAGAGUCUUAUAUAUUGACAUAGAUAUACAUCAUGGUGAUGGUGUUGAAGAAGCUUUUUAUACAACAGAUCGUGUAAUGACUGUAUCAUUCCAUAAAUAUGGGGAAUACUUUCCUGGCACAGGAGACUUGAGGGAUAUUGGUGCUGGAAAAGGCAAAUACUAUGCUGUCAAUUUCCCAAUGAGAGAUGGUAUAGAUGAUGAGUCAUAUGGGCAGAUAUUCAAGCCAAUUAUCUCAAAAGUGAUGGAGAUGUAUCAGCCUAGUGCUGUGGUAUUACAGUGUGGUGCAGACUCAUUAUCUGGUGAUAGGCUUGGCUGCUUCAAUCUAACAGUCAAAGGUCAUGCUAAAUGUGUAGAAGUUGUAAAAACCUUUAAUUUACCAUUACUGAUGCUUGGGGGAGGUGGAUACACAAUCCGUAACGUUGCUCGAUGUUGGACAUAUGAGACUGCGGUUGCGCUUGAUUGUGAGAUUCCCAACGAGUUGCCAUAUAAUGAUUAUUUUGAGUAUUUUGGACCAGACUUCAAACUGCAUAUUAGUCCUUCAAACAUGACAAACCAGAACACUCCAGAAUAUAUGGAAAAGAUAAAACAGCGUUUAUUUGAAAAUUUGCGCAUGUUACCUCAUGCACCUGGUGUCCAAAUGCAAGCUAUUCCAGAAGAUGCUGUUCAUGAAGACAGUGGGGAUGAAGAUGGAGAAGAUCCAGACAAGAGAAUUUCUAUUCGAGCAUCAGACAAGCGAAUAGCUUGUGAUGAAGAAUUCUCAGAUUCUGAAGAUGAAGGAGAAGGAGGUCGUAGAAAUGUGGCUGAUCAUAAGAAAGGAGCAAAGAAAGCUAGAAUCGAAGAAGACAAGAAGGAGACAGAGGACAAAAAAGCAGAUGUUAAGGAAGAAGAUAAAUCCAAGGACAAUAGUGGCGAAAAAACAGAUACCAAAGGAGCCAAAUCAGAACAGCUCAGCAAUCCUUGAAUUUGAGAGAGUCAUCAAUUUCAGGAAACCUUUUAAAAAGUGAAAAAUACUGGGAGAAAAAAAUGUUUUCUUUUUGAAGACUUCUGGCUUCAUUUUAUACUACUAUGGCAUGGACUGUAUUUAUUUUCAAAAUGGCUUUUUUCGUUUUUGUUUUUCUUGGCAGGUUUUAUUGUGAGUUUUUCUAAUUAUGAAGCAAAAUUUCUUUUCUCCACCAUGCUUUAUGUGAUAGUAUUUAAAAU
Molecule: messenger RNA, 1959 nt
Organism: Cynocephalus volans (Philippine flying lemur)
Lineage: Eukaryota; Metazoa; Chordata; Mammalia; Dermoptera; Cynocephalidae
Gene: HDAC2
Product: histone deacetylase 2
Exons: 14
Coding region: 254-1720 (488 amino acids)
Biological process (GO): negative regulation of transcription by RNA polymerase II
Cellular component (GO): nucleus; NuRD complex
Molecular function (GO): histone deacetylase activity
Source: RefSeq, a predicted model, not a curated record